CUUCAUGCCAAAGUUUCUACGCACGUACAAUUUUUAAGGUCUGUCAUUUCGCAUUUGGAGCAAGAACAAAUAAAAAAAUAAUUGGAUAUACAUAAACGAAAUAUGUAAUCUAUGUGGAAAACAUAAAAGCAUUAAAAUAUUUGAUAUGGUUUCUAAAACAUGCUUUUUUUGGGUCAUCUGCUUGUAAGGCUACAUCCAUUUGAAUUGUGGAAUGAGAAACUAAGGAAAUAUGGUUAAUUUCGCUGAAAUGAUUCGAUUAAGGCGAUUGAAGAACGGCGAACAAUCAGCAUUAUCCUCAAUUCUGUGCACUUGGGAAAAUUACUAUUCGCCAUAAGAAAUUAAAGGCAGUAACAUAUGUGUCGUGAUGUCCAGUAAUAAAUUAAGAGAAUAAUGCAAAUUUAAACAUAUACUUUCUAUAACAUUCUAUUGGAUUAAUUACAUCGCUAUUGAAUCAACGUUUGACAUGUGGUAUGACAUGAACUACGGUCAUGAAAGGGAAACGAGCACCAACAUGCAUCCAUAUUUUGAAGAUAUUGGUGUUUGUACCAAUCCGAUGGCAACGUCAACGACAAAUACACCGACAUUAUAUAAGAACCACACAAGUCUUCACGACAGUAUGGGUACGUUCUCUACAACAAAUAUACCGUAUACUAAGUAUUAUAAUAAUGACAUAGCGCGCUGCCGCUCAAGUAGCAGGGCUACAGAUUAUAGUGACACAAAUAUUUAUUAUGAUCAUUAUCUUAUGGAGCCACGCCCACAUACAUCAAUGCAAUUGCAAUCAACUGCGGGUUAUGACGAAUAUGGAUCAAACGGUACCAAUAAAAUGCCGCCUUAUAAUGAAAGGCUAUCAAAUGUAACAACAAUGGCAUAUGAACAAAAACUGCAAGAUUUGCAGAAACGACGCCAAUCAAUAAUUCUGGCAAUGACAACGGCAUCUGUCAUUGCAAGCGGUGAAACACGUAUACCGCAGCAUCUCUUAAAAAAGUCAGAAUCGUCAACAAAAGCUGUUGGUACUGGUACGCUAACAAAUGAUACAGUAUAUUUUCCAGCAACGAAGCAUUCCAACUUGCAAGAUAUCUCUUCUUACGCGCACACAAAUGAUACUUACUUUUUUAAUAGUAAUGCCGAUUUAAACAAUGAUCAUAAAUGUCGUUCCUAUACUUCUGCAAAAAUUAAUAUAGAUGGUCUACCUACUACACCAAUGGCUGCUCCUACAACACAUUUGCUGUCUUCAUCAUCACCAAUUGUAUCAUCCGAAAAUAUAAAAUAUAUAAAUAACAUAUCAACACCAGGAACAUCCACAUUGCAAACAAAUAUAUCAUCUUAUGGAAUACCAAAACUUUCAAAAAAAUUACCCGAUACGCCACUAACCAGUAAUAGAGCAAAGAGUAAGCAAUUACCGCAGUCGCCUACAACAUUCCAAAAAGCGCCAACGAUUGAUCUUAUAUCAAGUUCACAAAAAGUAAUAGAUUCUAAGACGGAUCCAUUUAUUAUCAAUAGCUCAAUUUCCACAAAUUUAUCAAUUAAUCGGGAUGAUGCCUCAACAUCAUUAUAUUUGAACAAAGUUUCUUCAAUAAACUGCACAGCGCUUUCAAGUUAUAAUAUUUCAGAUGAUAAUAUUGAGAGUCAUAGUAAGCGCCUUGUGUUUAACACCAAUUUUAGGGGAAAUUACGAUAAUAAUUUUAAUCAAAACAACAAUUUUUAUGACAAUGAUAUAGGCAUCAGUUGUGACAAAUUAUCCGAAAACUCGAAGGUUACAUAUGAAACUAUAAAUGUAGAAGAAGGGUAUUGUGAUGAAUUUGUUGAGGAUACCGCAAUAAUGUCUUCAUCCCCGUCCAUAUAUCAUCGUAAGAAACAACUAGAAAAUGUCACAUCAUCAGCUAUUUCAUCGGACACUUGUAUUUUGCGAGAAACAUCGUAUGAACUCGAUGCAAAUUAUAAAAAAAACGUUGCCUUAGACACAUCCGGCAAUGCAUUACAAUUUAUUGAAUCAACACCAUCGAUAGAUCUGGAUAACAAAUUUAAUUUAAGUACUACUCUAUCUGAUGAAAUAUUGACUGAAUCUUCGACAAUACCUAGUUCCAGCAACAAAGAUCCAAAUGAUUUAAAACCUAUAAGUAAUGACAUCAGCAGUAAACACACUGACGUUUUCCAUUCCGAUCCCAGACAUUCAUAUCAUAACACAGACCCUAUAACAUAUUCAACUUUAUCGUCGAGCGUAAUGUUUCCAGAUUUAUCUUCAACUACAAUGAUGACAACAAACAUUUUAGAAGAUGUAAACGUUACUUAUAAUAAAACAUUUCUCGAUGAUGUAACUUAUAAUGCCACAAGUCGAAGUAGUUUGAAACACUCACAGAAUAAUAGUCUUAGUAAUAGCGAUGUUGACCUUGCUCCAAUUAAGUGUUCGUCCACAUCCAUUGCAAGCCUUUCAACGACUACUGUAUCAUCCCCUUUACAACGCAACGCCACAACUACAUCAACAUGCUUAAAUAACAUAAGCACAAAUGUUAAUGACUAUAAAGACAAACCUUGGGAAGCUGCGUCUAUUUUAAAGUUGUAUAGUGACAAAUUCGAGGAUUAUCUUCUGAAUUCAAUCGAAACAAAAAGUUCAACAGAAUCUGCGACAUCUUAUAUAGAUACCUCAAAGUCAUUUUUUGCGGACUCCACAUUGUCACUUCCUUUAAUCCAACAAGAAAGCACAACAUUUCUAAACAAUACGGAUGACUCUGAACAACACGCUUCAAAUCAGCCAGACAAAACAAUUGAAACAUCACAAUUAUUUUCUAAGGAAAUAAUCCCAAGGACAGAUAACGACAACUUAGUGAAUUCCCUCGCAACUCCAAAUGUAUCAUUAGAUACGACAGCACAGGAAAUGAAGGACUUACCUGCCUACAUAACCGAUUUCCUGUUCACAUCUUCGUUAAGUGAUACAAAUGCUUAUUUUAAUACCUACAAAAUAUCAGAUACUGUUUUGCCCGCGAUGGAAUUUAGUAGUACCGAAAAAACUACCAAUUUAUAUGAGGGGGGUGGUUACCUAAGCACAUUUCCUGAUGAUACAAGCUCGUUAUGCAGCUUAAACGAUGGGACGUCUGCGAAAAAUACCGAAAAAAUAUUAACGGAAAUGCUAAAGCCAGACAUCGACUUCUCAUCUAAAAUCGAAAAUGUACAGGAUGAUUUAGAAGAAGAAGAUAACAAAUAUAGUUCACUUAAACUCGAUAUCUCGACUUACACAUCAGACUCCGAUUUACCAACAGUUAACUUUGAUGACACAUUUUAUAAUAGCUUCAAUGUUGAUCUCACUUCAUUGAUAUCGGACAACUCCAAUAUUACAACGGUUAGCUCCACAGCAACGACGUCUAGUGUAAGUGAUGUGCAUGCUAUUCAUAAAACAACUGUGUCCAUUUCACCUUUAGAUUCUGCCUUUGGUGAUGAAGAUGCUAAAACAUCUUUAAAUAACUAUAGUGAGUGCUCAUUGAGUGGUUAUUAUAAACCACCCAACACAAGUAAUGCUACAGAGUCCGCAACUGCUAAAGCUUCAAGCCUUUUUGGUGGAUUUUCCCAAAGCUUAAAGGGUGGUUUAGAUGGAGUUUUGGAUUCAACAAAUAGCACUGAUUCUGAACAUUCCACAUUUUCUAAAAAGAGUUUCGGGUUUGGUUUGGCUUCCAAGUUGGUGCCAAAUGUUGGUAGUUUACUAGCAGCUGCUACAAAAUCCACAUCCGCACCUGUAACAUCAUCAUCGCAGUCUAUAAACAGCCUCACAAAUACAUCAUCUGAGUCAGUUACCAAUGAAGUCUCAUAUAAGUUAUUACAAGGUGAAGAAAUAAAUAAUAUAGAUGUACAUACUGCGGAUAUUUUGGAUUUAGGAAAUGCAUCGCGAGGAGAAGAAAUGUACAACAACAAUAAUACCAAUGUCUGUAUAGAGAACAAUAAUUACAAUAAAGAUAGCUCUGAACUUUAUGUCUCCUCAGCUAUCAGCACAAAUAUAGAACAGGACACAAUGACCGUAGACGAUAUUAGUUAUACAUCACAACAUGUAGAAUAUUGCCAAGUAACUAAUAGUAUUGAUUAUACAAAGGAUGAUGUGAACACUAAACCUGAUAUGACCGUAAUGACAACUGCAGAUAAUGUAUGCAGUGGAAUAUCUGCAUAUACCGAAAAUAAUCAUUACACGGAAAUGAAUGAUUACAACGAGUAUGAUUAUGUGACGGCGCCCGAAAAUUUAAUCAAUGAACCAAAAUAUGUUAUAAGCUCGACUACAAGAUCAGAUGUUUCAGCUGUGACAAAUAGUACGGCCACAUCAACAAGUAUUAAAAGUUCGAUAUUGCCAUCUCUAUCCAGCAUAACAUCCAACGUAUCUAAACCUACACCAGCAACAAAAAGUGGCGCUAGUGGGGGAAUGUUUGGUUCAUUUUUUGGAAAAGCUGCUGUGGCAAUGCAAACUGCUACCCAAGUUCUUAACCAAGGGGCUUCGAUUGCAAGCACAAAAGUGCAAAAAAAUCUGCAGUCUAAUGCACCAUUGCAGGAGUCUAAUAUAAAAGAUGAGUCCAAAAUCUCAAAACAGCAAAAUCAUAUAUAUUCAUCUUCUACAGCAACAUAUUCAUCUACUAUAUCAGUUUUUGCCAAUGAUAAUAGUAGUUUUCCAAUUCAAAACGAGGAUAUAGUUAAGUCACAAUCACUCGGAAAUGUGGAUGAUUCCGACGAAAGCCACUAUAGUACAAAUGGUAAUCAAAUCCAGUUUAAUCAACAUGUUAAACUAUUGCCGACUGUGCCAACAGCUGGAUCAACUGGCAAAAAACUGCCCAUCAUCAAUGGUAAAUCGGGAAUAUUAAUGAAGCAGCCUGCAGAGAUUUACGAUGAUAAUGAAGACGUUAUCCGUAGCAAAUCUCUUCAGUUAAAACGGACACCGAGUUACGAUAUCGAUAAUGGACAGGAUAACUAUUACUUGGAUGUCCAGCACACAGCACAAUCGACGGCAAUACCAACGACUACGAAUGCAUAUUUUGAACACGCAAAUGGUGGUUAUGAUUACCAUGAUGAUUAUUUUGAGGCAGAUGAUGAAUAUAAAUGUAUCGAAAUCUCGAAAAACAGCAUCGAAAAUUCCAAGAAUUCACAACACAAUCGAAUACAACUGGGCUAUGUGGAUGAGGAGUCGGAAUAUCACUCCAAUGAAAAUAGUGAAGAGUACAUUGACGACAUAUGCCACAGUGACGGCAGUGGCAAUUAUGAAGAAAGUUCAAAUGGCAGUCUUAAGAGUAGCGAAAUGACUGUAAAAACAACCAUUACAAGCAACCAAAACCCAAAGGAUGUGGAUAGUGUACCCAGCAAUCAUAUAUAUGGUCAUCAUGUGAAGAAACAGGAUAGCGUUAUAUUAGAAGAAGAUGAGGAGGAUGAAAUUUCAUCAAUUGGUUUGCACGAUACUGUGGGCUCCCCAUCAAAAUCAUUAAGUCGUAAAUCUAGUAACGUUGUUAUGAACGAUGACGAGUUUCCAACGAAUGAUAUGCAAGCAACGUCUAGUCAAACUUGCAAAAAGAAAUUAAUGCGUGGUGAGACGGAGGAAGUUGUGAGCGGACAUAUGCAAAUUUCUAAGAGAAAACCGGAAAUAACUGCAAUUAAACGAUGGCAUUGGGCUUAUAAUAAAAUUAUAAUGCAAUUAAAUAACGGAGGAGGUACUGGUUCGGUCGGAUUAAGAGUUAAUGGUCACCCGGGAGAUAAUCCAUUUUAUAGCAAUAUUGAUAGUAUGCCCGAUAUAAGGCCUCGCCGAAAAUCCAUUCCUCUUGUUUCCGAAAUAACUAUGGCGGCUAUAAAGCGUAAUGCUGGACUUACUUCGGCAGUACCUAGAGCCACUCUUAAUGACGAAGAAUUGAAAAUGCAUGUAUACAAAAAAUCUCUGCAAGCUUUAAUUUAUCCAAUUUCCUCAACUACUCCACAUAACUUCGUACUAUGGACGGCUACAUCUCCAACCUAUUGCUACGAGUGUGAAGGGCUUCUGUGGGGCAUAGCUCGACAGGGUGUCCGAUGCACAGAAUGCGGUGUUAAAUGUCACGAAAAAUGCAAAGAUCUAUUAAACGCAGACUGUUUGCAAAGAGCCGCAGAAAAAAGCUCUAAACAUGGUGCUGAAGAUAAAGCGCACUCUAUAAUAACUGCCAUGAAGGAACGCAUGAAACAGCGAGAAGAAGAAAAGCCAGAAAUAUUUGAACUAAUUCGAGCAGUUUUUAACAUAGAAGAGAAAAGUCACACUGGUCAUAUGAAAGCGAUGAAGCAAAGCGUUUUAGAUGGUACCAGCAAAUGGUCUGCCAAAAUAGCCAUAACAGUGAUAUGUGCUCAAGGCUUAAUAGCGAAGGAUAAAAGCGGUACUAGUGAUCCAUAUGUGACGGUUCAAGUUAGUAAAGUAAAAAAACGUACACGAACAAUGCCACAAGAAUUAAAUCCAGUUUGGAAUGAAAAGUUCCACUUUGAAUGUCACAAUUCAUCUGACCGUAUAAAGGUUCGUGUUUGGGAUGAAGACAACGAUCUUAAAUCUAAACUCAGACAAAAACUUACUCGUGAAUCCGAUGAUUUCCUUGGUCAAACAAUAAUAGAAGUCCGUACACUGUCAGGUGAAAUGGAUGUGUGGUAUAAUUUAGAAAAACGCACUGAUAAAUCCGCAGUUUCCGGAGCUAUUCGUUUGCACAUAUCAGUUGAAAUAAAAGGCGAGGAAAAGGUUGCUCCUUAUCACGUUCAGUACACAUGCUUACACGAAAAUCUUUUUCACUAUCUUUGUGAGGAAAACAGUGGCAUGGUCAAAUUGCCGCAACAAAAGGGAGAUGAUGCUUGGAAAUUGUAUUUUGAUGAAAUUCCCGAAGAAAUUGUCGAUGAAUUUGCUAUGCGUUAUGGCAUAGAGAAUAUUUAUCAAGCUAUGACACACUUUCAUUGUCUAUCAGCAAAAUAUUUGUGCCCUGGAGUUCCAGCAGUCAUGAGCACGCUUUUAGCCAAUAUUAAUGCGUAUUACGCUCACACCACCGCAUCGUCCGCAGUGUCUGCAAGCGAUCGUUUUGCCGCAAGCAAUUUUGGAAAAGAAAAAUUUGUUAAACUUCUUGAUCAAUUACACAACUCACUACGAAUCGAUCUUUCCAUGUAUCGCAAUAAUUUUCCAGCAUCUAGUCAGGAAAAACUAAUGGAUUUAAAGUCAACCGUCGAUUUACUAACCAGUAUUACAUUCUUUCGUAUGAAAGUUCAAGAACUUUCGAGUCCACCGAGAGCUAGCACCGUCGUUAAAGAUUGCGUUAAAGCUUGUCUUAGAUCCACUUAUCAAUUUCUUUUUGAAAACUGCUACGAACUGUAUAAUAGGGAAUUUCAGGUGGAUCCAAACGAGGCCAAGCGCGAAUCUGACGACCAUGGACCAAAAUUGGAUAGUGUCGAUUUUUGGCAUAAACUAAUAGCAUUAAUAGUCUCAGUUAUUGACGAAGAUAAAAAUAGCUAUGGAACAGUUCUAAAUCAAUUCCCACAAGAGUUAAAUAUUGGGCAACUUUCAGCGGCUACGAUGUGGAGUUUGUUUGCCGUUGAUAUGAAAUAUGCUCUCGAGGAGCACGAACAACAUCGAUUAUGUAAAUCAUCUUCCUACAUGAACUUGCAUUUUCGGGUUAAAUGGUUGUAUAGUAAUUAUGUGAAAGAAGUUCCACCUCAUAGAGGAGCUGUUCCGGAGUAUCCAGCGUGGUUUGAACCAUUUGUUAUGCAGUGGCUCAAUGAAAAUGAUGAUGUUUCCUUGGAAUACCUUCAUGGUGCAUUUAAUCGGGAUAAAAAGGACGGAUUUCAACGAAGCAGCGAACAUUCUCUUUUUUCAAAUUCGGUAGUAGAUGUAUUCACACAACUAACUCAAUGCUUCGAUGUUGUUAGCAAGCUCGAGUGUCCUGAUCCUGAAAUAUGGAAACGUUACAUGAGACGCUUUGCUAAAACUAUCGUAAAAGUGUUAAUUUCUUAUGCUGAUAUUGUUAAAAAAGAAUUUCCAGAACACACGAAAGACGAACGCGUCGCUUGCAUUCUAAUGAACAAUAUUCAACAGCUUCGCGUUCAGUUGGAAAAAAUGUUUGAAUCAAUGGGUGGAGACAAACUUGAGGAAGAUGCUGCUAACAUUCUAAAAGAAUUGCAACAGAAUUUGAACUCUGCCCUCGAUGAUUUAGCCUCACAAUUUGCCAUUAGCCUUGAACCUCGCAUCACACAGUCGUUACGAGAACUUGGCGAUUUAUUAAUUGCUGUUAAGGGCAAUUCUGUUGCAGGCGAAAAAAUCAACAGUAAUGUUGUUGCUCUGGAGGCUGACGAAGUUUUGCGACCUUUAAUGGACCUUUUAGAUGGUUCUUUAACAUUAUAUGCUCAGUCUUGCGAAAAAACUGUUUUAAAACGACUUCUAAAAGAACUGUGGAAAAUCGUAAUGCGUACUUUAGAAAAAACAAUUGUUUUACCGCCAAUGACAGAUAAAACUAUGAUGUUCAAGCAUCUUACAGAUAAUGCCAAAAAUUUAGCCUCGAAUGCGAAAAUAGAAGAUAUGGGACGCCUAUUUAAGUCGCAUAUGGCAGGUAAACAAGAUGUAAAAAGUGCUUUGAGUGGAGUAAUGGACAUUUCAAAAGAAGUUGAAAAAAAUUUGUCGCCCAAACAAUGUGCAGUUCUUGACGUGGCCUUAGAUACAAUAAAACAAUAUUUCCAUGCUGGGGGAAAUGGGUUGAAGAAAACUUUUCUUGAAAAAUCUCCGGAACUACAAAGUUUACGCUAUGCGUUAAGCCUUUACACACAAAUGACGGACACAUUAAUUAAAACAUUUAUUUCUUGCCAAAUACUAGAUCCCGAUCCGGAUAUGCAAGAAGAAAGUGUUGGCGAAAUAUCAGUACAAAUUGACUUGUACUCCCACCCAGGCACUGGUGAAUAUAAAGUUAAUGUAAAAGUUGUCGCUGCAAAUGAUCUUAAAUGGCAGAUACCAUCGGGAAUGUUUCGCCCAUUUGUCGAAAUAAAUUUGAUUGGUCCGAACUUACAAGAUAAAAAGCGAAAGUUUGCGACUAAAUCCAAAUCAAAUAACUGGUCGCCGAAAUACAACGAAUCAUUUAAUUUUACUAUUGGUACAGAGGAACAACUAGAUUUUUUUGAAUUACAUAUUUGUGUCAAAGAUUACUGCUUUGCAAGAGAUGAUCGCUUGGUGGGCGUUGCUGUUAUACCCCUUAAAGAUAUAUUGGAGAAAGGUUCGCUUUCUUGUUGGCUACCGCUACAAAGACGCAUUCAUAUGGACGAAACUGGAUGGACCAUUUUACGUAUUUUGUCCCAACGCAAUAACGAUGAAGUCGCCAAAGAGUUUGUUAAACUUAAAUCUGAAAUCAGACAAGAGCCAACGGUGGGCACUUAAAAUUAAAUAAUGCAAAAAUAUAUGUUUAAAAAUACUAGCAAACAUACGGGAAAUAUCGUUUAACCUUUCACUUAUAUUUGUUAAUUGUAAGAAACUUAUUUACAAAAAUCCUUAAAUUCAAAAAGUUCACCUUAAUUGAUAUUGUUUAAGCUCUCUUAAUAAUAUAGCCCAUUAAAUUAAUACAUUGUAUAUAUGAUCAGUAACAAAACAUCUUAUUUAUUUUAUAUAUCUGAUAAGGGUUUGCCGUAUUAAUAGUUAAAAUAAAUCACCGUUUUCAUUAUUUAA
Messenger RNA from Stomoxys calcitrans (stable fly), 9649 nucleotides. RefSeq lists its product as uncharacterized. The record is from RefSeq and is a predicted model, not a curated record. The coding region runs from base 464 to 9364 and encodes 2966 amino acids. The transcript has 4 exons. Gene Ontology annotation, biological process: neuromuscular junction development; synaptic vesicle maturation; synaptic transmission, glutamatergic. NCBI's taxonomy places the organism in Eukaryota, Metazoa, Arthropoda, Insecta, Diptera, Muscidae. Gene Ontology annotation, molecular function: calcium ion binding; syntaxin-1 binding; phospholipid binding. Gene Ontology annotation, cellular component: neuromuscular junction; synaptic vesicle membrane; presynaptic active zone cytoplasmic component.